Messenger RNA from Amphibalanus amphitrite, 1735 nucleotides. Its product is annotated as zinc finger protein-like 1 homolog. The transcript is spliced from 8 exons. NCBI's taxonomy places the organism in Eukaryota, Metazoa, Arthropoda, Thecostraca, Balanomorpha, Balanidae. Gene Ontology annotation, cellular component: Golgi apparatus. The record is from RefSeq and is a predicted model, not a curated record. The coding region runs from base 295 to 1182 and encodes 295 amino acids.
CCGACGUACAGCUUGGAGCCGGGCGCCGCGCGGCAUCCACCAGUGACGUCACGCUAAUGCUUAGCGACCGGUCCAUUGGAAAUCGCGGGAUGAUUCUACCUCUCUUGUACGGCCUUGAGAGUUAGGACUUUUUAUUUGAGUGAAGGACUUUUUAGUGCCCUGUUAGCUUUUUGCUCUGGUGAAGUUUGUGCACUAAAUCAACCUGCCCAAAAGCUAGUUGUUGCUUAUAUGUCAUUCAUCUCAAGCAGAGGUUGAAUAACAGGUUGAUUUUUGUUUUGCUUUUAAUACAGAAAGAUGGGUUUAUGCAAAUGCAGUAAGAGGAAAGUUACUAAUCAGUUUUGUUUUGAGCAUCGAGUGAAUGUAUGUGAAUAUUGUAUGGUUAACAACCACCCAAAGUGCAUAGUGCAGUCCUACCUGAAGUGGCUAGAGGACAGUGACUGUGACCCGAAAUGUCCACUGUGCAAGGAAGACCUAAAGGACCACCCUUGUGUCCGGCUCACCUGCUACCACGUGUUUCACUGGUCAUGUCUGAACGCGGCGGCGCUGCAGCUGCCGGCCAACACGGCUCCGGCCGGCUACCGAUGUCCCUGCUGCCCGGCGCCGCUCUUCCCGCCAGCCAACAUGGUCUCCCCCGUGGCGGACGUGCUCCGUGAGCAGCUGCAGAAGGUCAACUGGGCGCGCGCCGGGCUCGGCCUGCCCCUGCUGGACACCCCGGCCAGCUUCAGUGAGCCACCACCGCCGGUUGAACCGGCCGCCAGCGUGCCGACGCCAACAGCAACACCUCACGCGUGGGAGCACGAGCCGCCGGCACGAAAGGACAGCAGCGUGGUACAGAUGGAGUCGGGCAGCGCCUUCCACCGCGAGCUCAGCGCUGCAGCGGCGGAGAACCGCCGAUUCCUGGAGGAGAGUCGCAGCCUGCUGGACUCGGACAGCUCGGAGAACAAGUACCGGCGCCGCUCGGCGCUGGAAUGGUUCCAGCGCUGGUGGAGGCUAAUGAGCGGUCCGCCGUCCCGGCCGCGCGCCGGCGCCAUCUACCGGCGCUAUCUGAUGGUUCUAGUUCUGGUCGUGGUGGCGCUGGUAACGUUCGUCUCGGCUAUGCGCUGGCUGGCGGCCGGCUCAAGUUCCGACGACGACCCCAUGUUCGACCCGCACUUCAACCCCAACAUCCACGUGCGGGAAUAGAGACAUACCUCCUGGCGACUGACUCGGCUGAGGGAGUGACGAUCACGUCAUCAUCCGUUAAAUCCAAUGACGUCAGUCGUCAGCUGUUGUGCGUCGGUUGGUCCGUGGUCUUUGUUGCUCGGUUGCUGCGGGAAUCCAUCCCGGGUCGAUUUGCUUCCGUUCCUUGGGUGGGGAGAAAGUAUUUCCACUAUGUUCUAUUAAAAGAUUAGAGCUGCAGAGUGCAGACUGCAGAUAUGCUAGCGUGUAGGUAUGCAUGCUCGACGAAGGCGGAAUACGACGUGGAUUCGAACAUGGAUUCGGUGCGUAAUGUGAUACACCGAGUCGUAUACAGUGGUUUAUAUUUGUUGUUUGUUUAUAUUUAACUUAGAUGAGUGGGAGAGGGAGGGUGGGUAAGGACUAUUUGGGGUGCUGCUACGUUAGUGUGUAUACGUGUUUGAGGAGAAUGUGAAGCCUCUGGACGGUUACCAUGGUUACGUCGUCUGGUUACCUUGGCUACGACCGAUGGAAUGCACCCAGUUUAUGGCGGACGGCAAAUAUAUUAUUUUAAUCGUAA